Medicago truncatula (barrel medic) is the source of this 1133-nucleotide messenger RNA. RefSeq lists its product as uncharacterized. NCBI's taxonomy places the organism in Eukaryota, Viridiplantae, Streptophyta, Magnoliopsida, Fabales, Fabaceae. The record is from RefSeq and is a predicted model, not a curated record. The transcript has 3 exons. Bases 261 to 863 code for a protein of 200 amino acids.
AAAAGUUAGUCUAAUGUAUGAAGAGUUAAAUAGAUGAAGGGUCCAUCAUUUAGAUGACCUCUAGAGGCAGAAGUCAGUUCUGUCUUAUUCUUGCCUCUUUGGACCUUGCUGCUUGUUCAUCAUCUCUUGUGGGGUGUCUUUGUUCUCUCCAUAAAAAUACAUCAUAAACUAGACCCUCCCUUCAACAUUUAGAGGUGAGACUAGAUUCAACUUAAAGUUUUGUAUUUGAAGCUUUUGAUUCCAAGAAAGGAAGUGAAAGAAUGGAGGAUAAAUAUAGUCUAAUUAGGAAGCAUAGUGAGCUAUGGAGGACAUUGAGAGAUGAAGAUUUUGAAGAAGAAGAAAUUUGGGAUGUAGUGAAAGAAAGACCAAAUUACAUAUCUGAAGUUCAUAAGCCAAAGGAGAAGAAGGAACUAUCUUCUCUUCCAAUUCCAACAGCUGCAAGAAUGAUUCCAAUUCCAAGGACUAGUAGUGGAAGUAGUAGUGCUAAUUUAUCUCAUGAAACCAUGGCUUUUCAGCAAUCAGCACCAGUUAACAUUCCUGAUUGGUCAAAGAUUUAUGGUAAUAAUAAUAAUAAACAAAACAAGAGUACUAAGAAGGUUUCUAGGUAUAAUGAAUAUGGUUACUAUGAAGGUGAUGAUGAAGUUGUUUAUCAUGGUGGUGAGGAUGGAGAAGAAGAUGAUGAUGAUGAUGAUGAGUAUAGUACUAGGGUUCCACCACAUGAAAUUAUUUCAAGAAGGCUUGCAAGGAGUCAAAUAUCUUCAUUUUCUGUUUUUGAAGGUGUUGGGAGGACACUUAAAGGUAGGGACCUUAGCAAAAUGAGGAAUUCUGUCCUCAUAAAAACUGGUUUCCUUGAAUCAUUGUGAUCAAGGGUUUUUCAUGAAUUUAAUUUGUAAUGUAUAGGGAUUAUGCACAUGGUUUUAAAUUGCGAAUGCGGUUAUGCUGCAAACUUUUAAUACGGUCAAAAUUGCGGUUGUACUACCCGAAAAUCUUUUAUGUUGCGAUCGCAAUUAGGGCUGCCGACCGUAAUUUAAAACCAUAGUCAGUGAUAGUUUAGUUAUUGAGAUUGUUUGCAUGUUGUGUUUUUUAGGGGUAUGAAAUUAAUGAUUCUAUCAAUUUUGCUUUUACCAUGAAAA